AUGCUGCGGCCAGAGGCAUCUCGAUCUUCCAACUUCAGCGCCCCAUCCAGAAGUAAUUCCAGAUCGGUGCGCGCCCCCUACGCAGGACCCGUUCCCCAGAGAGUUGCAAGCCAGAGGAUCUAUCACCCCGACGGCCGACGCGACCUGCCUCCAGGCUCUGCGCCUCCCAGGAAGAGCUCUAAGGGACAGGCAGGCGGCUUCACGAACAUGCCCGGUGGCCCAAUAGCUCCACCGACAAAUAACAACAACUUUGGUCCUCAUAUGCCUCCGCCCGGCAAUCGCGAGGAAUGGCAGGAAAGAGGUGCUGCCGUGGGCGUGAGAAGGGAGGUAGACACCGAGGGGCGGACCGUGAUCCGGUCGAUCAAAAAAGGGGUCAAGGACUUCAAAUUCGACCGAGUCCUCGGCGAGGGUUCCUACAGCACCGUGUUCCUGGCUACCGACCGUACUAAUAAUAAGGAGUACGCCGUCAAGGUGUUGGAGAAGAAACAUAUCAUCAAGGAGAAGAAGAUCAAAUACGUCAACAUCGAGAAGAACACCCUGAACCGCCUGACCGACCACCCGGGCAUAGUCAGGCUCUACUACACCUUCCAAGACGAGACAUCACUCUACUAUGUUUUGGACCUGUGCAACGGGGGCGAGCUCCUGGGCGUCCUGAAGCGAACAGGCACCUUUGAUGUGGAAUGCACAAGGUUCUACGGCGCCCAGAUCCUCGACGCGAUCGAGUACAUGCACGCUAGAGGUGUCAUACAUCGUGAUCUCAAGCCCGAGAAUGUGCUCCUGGACGACAACAUGCAUGUCAAGAUUACGGAUUUUGGCACUGCAAAGCUGCUGCCAGACCCGAGGGACCCAAAGCAGCCACCUGCUGACGAUUCAUCCGACGACGGACGGGCUGCUUCUUUUGUCGGCACGGCUGAGUACGUCAGCCCGGAGCUCCUGACGGAUAAGAGCGCUGGUAAGGCCAGCGAUAUCUGGGCCUACGGCUGCAUAGUAUACCAGCUCCUGGCCGGCCGGCCACCUUUCAAGGCAGGGACCGAGUACCUGACCUUCCAGAAGAUUGUGGCCCUGGAGUUCGACUUCCCCGCUGGGUUCCCACCUGCUGCCCGCGACCUCGUCGAGCGCUGUCUCGUCCUGGACCCUGCAAGACGCCUGACUGUGGAGCACAUCAAGAACCACGAGUUCUUUGAGGGUCAGAAAUUUGGCAAGAUAUUGUGGAAACAGAGAGCGCCUAGGCUCCGGCCCUACGUGCCUCCGGCACAGGAACCCCACAUCAUCCAGCUGAACGGCGCCUCCAGCUCCUCCCUGCCGUCAUCUCGAGGGCUCGCGCCGUCGAGCAAUGGCGCCGCCCGGCCCUCUCGCAUCAUCACCGAGCUGCCACCGCCAACGCAGCUGGACAUCGAGUGGUCGCCGGUGCUGACCAGGACCAACGAGAGGAUCCUGAAGCUUGGUGAUCUGCUGGUCACCUCGUCACCGAUACCCAACAGCCCGCACGGGAGGCAGGAUCAUGAGACGCACAAGAAGAUUUCCAGAAUCUUCGGAGGUAGUACCCUGAAGAAGAAGCAGAGGCUUGUCAUGAUCACCUCGAGUGGUCGCGUUGUGCUCGCUCCAGCGGGGGGCGGCGAGAAGAAGGCCAAGACCGAGAUCUCUCUGCUCACUGCGGACUGCUCGUGGCGCACCCAAAUCGACGUGAAGGGGCAGGUUGUUUGGUGUAUCGACUCGAACGGUACACAUUAUCUGUUCGAGCCGCCAAAAAGCUCCUCAUCACUGAGCGUCGAUGCUGGUACCGCAGACGACUGGAUCGAGGCCGUCGAGAAGGCCAAGGAUCUUGCCGUCUCCCAGGAUCUCAUGGGUUCCUACAACAGUGACAACGGCUUCGGCGACAUGUCUUCGUCCAUGUCUCCCAGCCCGGCCAGCACUCUCUCGCGCGCGAUGCAGUAUCCAGAGGGAGGGUUCAGCGUCAAUGAUCGGUCCGGACGGCACCAGUUGAGCAAGAGCCAGGCCAGCCUGGACGACCCUCAGCAGACGAAGAAGAACCAUCGUUUCAGCAAGCGACAGUCUAAGAACGGCCUGGGCACAGCAGCUUUCUGA
Cryphonectria parasitica EP155 is the source of this 2085-nucleotide messenger RNA. RefSeq names its product Pkinase-domain-containing protein. The record is from RefSeq and is a predicted model, not a curated record. Gene Ontology annotation, biological process: intracellular signal transduction; peptidyl-serine phosphorylation. The transcript has 2 exons. Lineage: Eukaryota; Fungi; Ascomycota; Sordariomycetes; Diaporthales; Cryphonectriaceae. Bases 1 to 2085 code for a protein of 694 amino acids. Gene Ontology annotation, molecular function: ATP binding; protein serine/threonine kinase activity.